Molecule: messenger RNA, 633 nt
Organism: Trematosphaeria pertusa
Lineage: Eukaryota; Fungi; Ascomycota; Dothideomycetes; Pleosporales; Trematosphaeriaceae
Exons: 2
Coding region: 1-633 (210 amino acids)
Molecular function (GO): DNA binding
Source: RefSeq, a predicted model, not a curated record
AUGGGUGCGCAAGAACGCCUUGGCUUCCGUAACGCGGGCAGCUCGUCCAACGGGCCUAUUACGAGGUUCAGAAGCAAGCACCAAGUGUCGGCUCAAACCACGCUGCCCACCGACGAGCCAACGCUCACACGACAGGUUUGCGGUCCUGGAAAGCCGCAGACAACGGGACAGAGACAGAGGGCCUCGAGAAAGAGGGUCCUGAGAACGUGGGCCACGUGGGACCAGGUAGAGAUUCUGAAAACAAAGUUCAAGCAAAACCCUACACCAGAAGCCCCGGAACGGAAAAAGAUAGCGGAAGAGAUCAAAAUGUCCGAGGACGCCGAAAUACUCUCAGUCUGUCUCGGCCUUCCUAAGAAUCUCCAGAAAGAGACCGAAACGGAUAUGGGCCAGAAGUCUGCAGCACAGCAUCCCGCGGAGUCCCAGGCUGUUGAAGCCAUACCGGCAGGGGCUGAUGCCGGCUCGAACAUGCCAGAAAAGCACACGCCUUCCACGGCUACCACCGCAAUCCGAAUAGACCCGUCAUCGCUCAGCGCCUUCGACACGUCAAACCGUCCUACGCUCACGAUAAUGCGAUGUGGCUCGUUCCUACGUUCACGAUCGGAUGCGAGCGAUUUACACGCGGAGAAACUGUAA